AUGCCUCUGAGACGGGAAAAACAAGACACGCAUCUAUUGAAGAAUCUGAAGGGUGAGAGCACAAUGACGAACAUAUCGAUCGUUCGUGCUGCGCAGGACGAGCAGAUCAAGUCGAGCAAGCCGGUACAAAAAAGCGGUGAGAAGGAGGACAACGACUACGUUUUCCGUUCACGUCUCAAAUUCAAAUCCCGGGCCAUUGGUUCCAACAUCGCCGAAAUACACCGCCAAAUUUUUGCAAAAUCUGCUGUCGGGCAGAAGGUCCUGGAGCUCUUCGGAGCCACGACUGCAGACGACAAGUUUGACGAUCUGACCCGCAGGCUGGAAGAAGCCACCAAGCAGAACCAGGUUUUGAAAGCCUUCUGCGAUACCAAGACACAUGAAAAGGACGACACGAUAGCCGUUCUCCAAACUCAGAUAGGAGAAGGCCAGGUUGAGAUUGUCCAACUCGGUUUGCAUAUCACCCAGCUCGAAUUGGACUUCAGGUGUAAGGAACGAAGUCUUCAAAGCAAAGCGGAAAAUCUCCAAAACCGCCUGGAUGACGUGUUCCGCGCAUCUCAGAUUCUCGAAAAGUCAUUGGAUGACCUGCAAUCCGAUAAAUCUGAGCUUCAAGGCAGCCAGCAGGCUUUAGAGUAUGGCAUGUCUGACCUUCGAACGCAUGCUUCAUCAGACUUCCCCAGGUUCACCCUGUCGCAAUACAAUAUUCACUCUCGCAUUCAGUUCCUAUACGGGAAGUCCAAGGCCAUCGUCGACUUCGAAAGGAGUCGGUUCUACAACAAGAAGCCGCUGGCGAUUCUACGGGUACACGACGUCCCCAGAAUCCUCGUCUCCCACAUCAGAUCCUUGGACCAUGGUGCCUACCCAGUAGACUCGGAUGUUGAAUUGUUGUUCAUGGAGCUGUGGUCGAUGUGGGAGGACCCCGCCAGCAUGUCUAUAGGUGACAAAGAGACUCUGUUCUGGCCGUUGUAUGAGUUUUGUUGGAUAGUCAUCAAACAUCACAACAAGCCUUGUACGCCUCUCCACCAGUGGGUUAUCUUACAGCUCAUCACCGCGCUCGUCGUUUACGGUUUCUCGGAUGGUGUCUCCGACGACCUUGAUGAGGCCAUGGCCAAUAUUCUGCAACUCCAAACCCAAAGUCUAACGAAAUUCGGCCAGAUGGGGCUCGAACAUCUACGAAGGACUAUCGACCACCGAUUGCGUUUCGUACAUCCCCUCUACCCACUCCAUCUCACGGCACCCUUUGCCUCAGAGCCGCACUGCACAAGGCAAUUCCAAUGUGAGGAUGUUCGAAACGAGGAGAGAUGGCAUGCCAGUUGUACCUUCUUCGAAGAAGACUCUUUCCAUCUUGUGCUAUAUAGCAGCAACGGGGACGUUACUAUGAGGCCUGUGGUUAUCUUUAAUGGCGAGGCUAGAAGGGUUGGCUUUGUGGGGCGCGGCGCUCAUCCGUAUUUGCUGGUCUCGGUCAAAGAGGGAUUGAAGAUCUGGAAGGUGGUUCCGACAGAUGCGAGAGAUUUCCUGGAGUGGUCAGAGACGAGAAACAUUGAUGUGACGCAGGAGUUGCUCUCAGUCAUCGACGAACAGAUAGCGCACCAUCCAUAG
Messenger RNA from Letharia lupina, 1596 nucleotides. RefSeq lists its product as uncharacterized. The transcript is spliced from 2 exons. Lineage: Eukaryota; Fungi; Ascomycota; Lecanoromycetes; Lecanorales; Parmeliaceae. The coding region runs from base 1 to 1596 and encodes 531 amino acids. The record is from RefSeq and is a predicted model, not a curated record.